AUGAUUAUCGCAACACCACAAUCACCAUUUGAGAAAAAAGCUGACGAGAAAUAUGAUAUAUCACUACUAUGUUAUCACAACAACACGAACAAAGCUAUCUCAGUUGAACAGUACUCAGUUGGACACUGCUCUGAGGACAGAGACCUCCAGCUUGCAAUCAUGGCCUCUCUCUCCAUUCCAACACUCGAUAAUAGGUCUGAAAAAAGGAAAAACCCAAUUGAGAUCAACGACAACGAUGAUUGUUGUGCACAUUCUUACUGUUCUGACUGCAUGAUCAAAUAUGUGGCUUCAAAGCUACAACAGAACGUUACGCAGAGUCGAUGCCCUGUUUCAGAGUGUGGAGGGUUUUUGGAGCCAGAGCAUUGUCAUCCCAUUUGGCCGCCAGAGGUGUUUGAUAGGUGGGGAAGUGCUCUCUGCGAGGCGGCGAUUCUAGGGGUUGGAGAAAUUUUACUGCCCUUACAAGGAUGCUCCGCAAUUUUGAUCAAUGAUGACCGAGAAAAUGGAGAUGUUAUUACUCAAUUAGAGUGUCCCAAUUGCCACCGGUUGUGCUGUGAAGAGUGUAAGGUGGCUUGGCAUUCGGAUAUAGAAUGCACGGAUUUUAAGGAAGAUCAGAGAGAGGAGGAGGAUAUUAAUUGA
Molecule: messenger RNA, 636 nt
Organism: Cornus florida
Lineage: Eukaryota; Viridiplantae; Streptophyta; Magnoliopsida; Cornales; Cornaceae
Product: E3 ubiquitin-protein ligase RSL1-like
Exons: 2
Coding region: 1-636 (211 amino acids)
Biological process (GO): positive regulation of proteasomal ubiquitin-dependent protein catabolic process; ubiquitin-dependent protein catabolic process; protein polyubiquitination
Cellular component (GO): ubiquitin ligase complex; cytoplasm
Molecular function (GO): ubiquitin conjugating enzyme binding; ubiquitin protein ligase activity
Source: RefSeq, a predicted model, not a curated record